UCGUGCGUGCGUGAGCGACUUUCCCCGUUGUUUGUUUACCAUGUCAGCUGGCGAGGGGAGAGCAUGCUGGCGAAGAUCCUGUUCCUUCUCGCCUCUGUAGCGCCCUUCCUCGUGCUCCUGCAGGGUUCCUGGGCCAGCGAGAAGGCCUUUAACAUCUUCCGGUAUCCUCCUAAUAAUCUGGACAGGAAAUAUGGCCGGGUUUCCGAGCACGAGAGGAGAGAGUUGGCCAAUGCUACGAGGGCCAUGUUCUACUUCGGCUACGAUAACUACAUGAAGCACGCAUACCCUAAGGACGAGCUCAAUCCUAUCUACUGCAGCGGGAGAGGUCCCGACUGGGAGAAUCCGUCCAACAUCAACAUAAACGACAUCUUAGGAGAUUAUUCUCUGACCCUGAUUGACGCCCUAGAUACACUCGCAAUUCUUGGAGAUGCCGUUGAAUUCCGAAGAGCCGUGCAGCUGGUCAUUGAGAAUGUCACCUUCGACAAGAAUUCAACGGUGCAAGUCUUCGAGGCCAAUAUUAGGCUACUGGGAGCCUUACUGUCAGCCCACCUCCUCAUCCUUGACAAGAGCAAGCCCUUUGGAGACCUGGAGCCGGAAUGGUACGAUGGCGAACUCCUUGAGAUGGCCUCAGAUCUUGCCUCAAGACUGCUUCCAGCCUUUGACAAUUCCAAAACAGGUCUCCCCCACCCUAGGGUUAACUUGCGCGAUGGUGUACCCAAGGGUAGUCGGACGGACACAUGCACAGCAGGAGCAGGAACUCUCUUAGUAGAAUUUGGAGUUCUUAGUCGCCUCAUUGGAGACCCAGUGUAUGAGAUGUCAGCCCGGCGAGCCAACAAAGUGCUGUGGAACCUGCGGAAUGCAAAGACUGGGCUCUUCGGCAACGUGGUGGAUGUGGACACGGGCAAGUGGAUGGGGGAGCUGAGCGGAGUGGGGGCCGGGCUGGACAGCUUCUACGAGUACCUCCUCAAGGCUUUCAUUCUUUUUGGGGAGGAAGAUGAUUAUUCAAUGUUCAAUGAGACAUACACACUCGUCAAGCAGUAUAUGAGGCGUGGUCGGCCACAUUGUAAUUCUGGGUUUGGCGAGCAUCCUCUGUAUGUGAAUGUUGAUAUGAAGAAUGGAGGAACACAGACUACUUGGAUAGAUUCGCUGCAGGCAGCAUUUGCUGGAGUGCAGGUUUUAGCCGGAGACAUGGAAGAGGCCAUUUGCACACAUGCCCUGUACUACACAAUAUGGAAGAAGUAUGGGGUUCUGCCUGAGAGGUUCAACUGGCAACGCAUUUCUCCGGAUGUGAUGUUUUACCCUUUGAGACCAGAGUUUGUGGAGUCAACCUAUCUCCUAUAUCAGGCCACACGCAACCCCUUCUACCUACACGUGGGCAGAGAUAUCCUGACAUCACUGAAUAACCUGACGCGGGCAGAGUGUGGCUAUGCAACCGUCCACUCAGUGCUCGACAUGACACUUGAGGAUCGCAUGGAGUCCUUCUUCCUCUCAGAGACUUGCAAAUACUUGUUCCUUCUCUUCGACAUAGACAACCCAGUUAACUUGAAGUCUCAUCAGUACAUGUUCACAACCGAGGGCCACAUCUUGCCCCUGGGACCUUGGCUGCGUAAGAAGAGAUGGGAUGUUGACCUCUUCCAAAAUGCAGAGACUGUGAUACAAGUCAAUGCUUCUCAUGCUUCUUGUGCAGCAAUAGAUAAGGAAAGAAUUUAUGGCCUACCUUUAAGAAGUCACUAUCUGGAGCAGAUCUCAGGAACACUUGGAGUUGAGUUAUGAUAAAGGAUCAUAUUAGCAUUGGAAGUCUGCCACAAAAGCCUAAUGAUAAUAUAAUAUAGUGAGUUUAGUGUUGGAAGUAAACAGAGGCUUUUGGGAAAGUGAAUGCCAUUGAAGUAACACCAUAUAAUCUUACCCAGGUCUUUUCUGUAGGUAUGCCUGUAAUCAAAAUGUUUGUUUAAGGGUUUUACACCAACUCUGUCUCCUAAGCUUUUUAUACAUGCAUUAGGGUUUGUGUGUUACGUUGGCAGGAGAUUUUCCAUGGUUGUACAGCAUAACACUUUUCCUUUUUGAAGUUGAUAUUCAGAUCAUUCUUUUUUUUGCCAUUUAAGUUGGGGACCUUUUUGAAAACCUUCACAUCAUCUUCUGUAAAACUUUUGAAACUUUGCAACACAUUUCCUUUUUGUCAUGAUUACGUUAUUAUUGUUGGUUGUGGCUCAUGAAGUGUUUAAUCUGUCAUAAUUUUUACACCAUACACAGGCAAUAUCUCGCUAAGUGCCUAAAGUAAAUAGGUCAGUAAACUUAAGUAACAAUUAUUUUCCUACCUGUACAAGAGAAAGUCAGGUAGAAUAUCAUGAAAAUACAUUAGUCGCUCAUCAUUCCAGUAUCUUUUAAGAAACCAUUUAAGCCUUUUUUUCUUUUUUUUUACAUGUUAAUAAUAAUAUAUCAUAUGCAAACCUUCGAUGUAUUGUAAAAUGUUUAAAACGUUUUAGAUAGGAGAUGGAAAUUUGGUACAAGUUGUGUGCGUAAAUUAUGGGUGGAAAGUUGUGUAUUUUAUGUGGAUAUUGAUUAAAAAAUACAUAUUUUAUUCUUUGCUCUUCUUGGGUUAUAUGAUAAGGUCUUGAAUAUAAGAAAUGAAGUUUGAAAAUGGUAAGAAUGAAAUAUGUUGUAAGAAAUAAUAGUUAGCAAGUCUCCAAAGUUCCUUACUUCAUUAUAUUUUCUUCUUUCUUCUUUUAGCACACUGUUAUUACGUAUUAUAAGUUCAUUUGCCCGUGUCUGUUUGUACAUGUAUGCACGUGGCAAUACGGUUACUUUUUCUCUUGCCAUUAUUUCUUCUUUAUUUCAAGUUCAUUCCACCGGAGGAAUAUCAACUGAUCUAGUCUGUUGACCUUUUAAAAGCAUAGAAGUGACGGAACUGUAGUGGAAAUUCAUAUUUUUGCAGUCGGCCUUCCUGUUCAUAGCAUUAGCACCUAGUAACUGAUUUUUGUUUUCAAUCAUUCCAGGAUUUCUAAUGACAGUUUGAUGAGAUCAGCUAAGGUUUCGUGUGUGCAAAGGUUUGUUUAGUUUGAUUUUGAACAAAGGUAAAUGCAUAUGCCAACCAUUUAUUUUUGGAUCAGUGGCGUGAAAGUGGUGAUAGAAGGAAAAAAAUAUCAUUGCUGUCUUAAAGUCAUUACUUUUCCUGUUUUUAAUUUCUUUCUUUCUUACCAACUCAUUAUAUAUAUUUCUUUUUUUUAUAUAAGGUAUAUAGCAGCUUUCAUUGUAAGUCACAUGGAGAUUAACAGAACUGGAGAGAGAAUUGUUUGUUUGUAUGUUUUGAAAGAAAGAAAAAAAAAGAUAUGAGAUUGCUGUGUCUUUGAUUACAGUUUGUUUGUUUUUUCGUGUGUGUUAAAUUAUGUAGUCCCAUCACAUUGUAUGUCAUUUUCUUUUUACAAUCCAAACAUCAGGUUUUGCUCAACAUUUGAUACUUCCAAUGAAAUUCCCUCACAUCUCACCAUUAUGAAGUAGUAAUUUUUAUAGUCAUUUAAAAUCAUCAAAUUAAAUGUCAUCCAUAACAUAUUUAUUAACUGUAUAUUCACUCAUAAUAGUUGAAAAUACCUUUUUGUAUAACUUAAAAAAAAAAAAAAGUUCUCUAGGUUUAUUCACCAGUAAAAGUAGCUAUCAUUUUUCUAGACUUAAAGAUAUUUUAGAAAGACUAGUCUCAGAUAUGCAUUCCAUAGUCAUCCAAGCAAAUGUGGCCCUCAUCAACUACUUUACAAGGAAAAGAAAUACUAGUGCUUAGUUGAUAAUGUUUAUAAAAUCUGUAAAUUAACCUAAAAUAAUGUUAGAUAUGCAAAGGAUUGUUAUUUGUUGAUAUUCAUAUUCUUUGUAGUUUUAUCAUGAUAUUGAUUUUUAUUAUUAUUAUUAUUAUUAUUAUUAUUAUUAUUAUUAUUAUCAUCAUCAAUAUCAUUAUGAUUAAAAUCAUCAGUAGCAUUCUUACUUAUAAUGUUAUUAUCAUUAUCAUCACUGUUAUUAUCAUUAUUAUCGUGAUCAUCAUCAUCAUUAUUACUACCUGUGGUUGUUUAAUGGAGAGUGUUUUCAUAACAUUCUUCUGUACCGUAAAAAGAAAAGGUUACUUAAUGUUUAUUUCAAGAGAAAUAAAUGCCUCCACUAAUUGGGAAAAGUUUCACAUAAACUUUUAAGUAGCUUUUGAUAGAAAUGGAUUCAGUGAUGAAACCUUUGUUAAAUCAAUAUUUUAUUUGAUGUUCUAAAUAUAUAAGCCUAAAAUUUUUAAAUUUUAUGUAUCAGAAAAUGUGAAUGAAGGUUGAUUUUUAUUUUCCAAAAUAUUAUUUAUUUACAACUCCAUACUGACAUAUUUUGUGUUGUCACAAAACUGCAUUAUUUCACAGUCCUAAUUUCAUUAUCUUACUGUACAUUUUUAUAUAAUUGAGGUAAGACCAUAUUUUCCUUUCUCUUAGUUUAAUAUUGUCCUGACUUUUGAUUUCUGUAGCUUGUUGUGCAUCCGUUCAGAGGUUUAUUAGAUUUGAUUUAUUACCAUUUAAAAAGUUUUGUUGUGUCUUAUACAAUAUGUAUGAUAAAGUAUGUUUCUAGAGA
Penaeus chinensis is the source of this 4581-nucleotide messenger RNA. Its product is annotated as ER degradation-enhancing alpha-mannosidase-like protein 1. The coding region runs from base 64 to 1773 and encodes 569 amino acids. NCBI's taxonomy places the organism in Eukaryota, Metazoa, Arthropoda, Malacostraca, Decapoda, Penaeidae. The record is from RefSeq and is a predicted model, not a curated record. Gene Ontology annotation, molecular function: calcium ion binding; mannosyl-oligosaccharide 1,2-alpha-mannosidase activity. The transcript is spliced from 10 exons. Gene Ontology annotation, cellular component: endoplasmic reticulum; membrane. Gene Ontology annotation, biological process: carbohydrate metabolic process; endoplasmic reticulum mannose trimming; mannose trimming involved in glycoprotein ERAD pathway.